UGCCGCCCCUCGCCAUUGGCCGCGGCCGCCGCUGCCGCCGUCAGCGCGGCGGCCAUUGGCGGCGGCGGCAGCAUGGCGGGCACGGGCGGCUCCUGGCGGCCGCCCCGUUCGUGCGAGGAUUACUGGGGGGAGUGGAAGCAUUGCCGCGGGCUGCGCCACGCCUUCCACCACUACUACGCGCACGGGGAGCUGCCGGAGUGCGGCCGCUGGCGGGAGGACUACGAGGCCUGCCGCGCCUGGGAGAGGGACCGCGCCGCCGCCGCGCAGGAAGCUUUGUGCAAGAGUGAAAGAGCACGAGUUAUGGAGAAACAGAAAUAUGCUCCAGUGUGGAAGCUCAGGAAGAGCCCACCACCUGACUGGUAUCUACCACUUGACCACGACAAAUCAAAUUAACAAGACUGUUUUCUGUGUUUGGUCAGUAACAUAAUACACAAUUCACAAUUAUGCUUUUUUUUUCCUUCCACAUCAUCUUGAAGUUAUUCAACUGUAGCUCUGCCCUACAAUACUUUAGCACUCACUCAAAAAUUCUGAAAUUUUAUUUAAACACUGAAUAUUUUUAAAGGGACAUUUGAGGUGCUUAAUUUGGUUGUGGUCUUUUACUGUUGAUUUACAUAGCAGGAUUUCAUUUCAGCAGGCACCUUCCAAAUUAAUGCAUACAUGCUCUAGCUCUGAGGGCCUCUUGCCCUACCAGCUGGCAUUGAGCACUUCUGGAACAAGGCGCUCACCCCAGGCCUGCCAAAUGGGGAAAAACACCCAGCUGGGACUCUUCCUUGCUGGCUCAGGACAAUCCCAAAUGCUGGGCAUUUAAAGACAUUUCCUAGAAUCAGGGUUGUGGUGGUUGAAGAGCUUCUCACCUGUGGGCUGCACACCCUGUAUGGAACUCCUCUCCAGUGGUGGUGUGUGUUGUGGCAAUGUUCAGAACUACUAAAAAAUAAAGGUUUAAACGAA
Haemorhous mexicanus (house finch) is the source of this 948-nucleotide messenger RNA. It is a transcript of the gene C19H22orf39, whose product is annotated as chromosome 19 C22orf39 homolog. The coding region runs from base 73 to 393 and encodes 106 amino acids. Lineage: Eukaryota; Metazoa; Chordata; Aves; Passeriformes; Fringillidae. The record is from RefSeq and is a predicted model, not a curated record. The transcript has 3 exons.